Lactuca saligna is the source of this 922-nucleotide messenger RNA. NCBI's taxonomy places the organism in Eukaryota, Viridiplantae, Streptophyta, Magnoliopsida, Asterales, Asteraceae. The record is from the annotation of a GenBank genome assembly.
AUGAUAUCUUCAUCUUGUUUUUCUCUGUCAACCAGAAGAAACCUGUUGAACAUCUCAAUUCUAACCAUAAUCGCAUCACCAAUUUCUCCCUUUUUAUCUUCCACAUCCACAUGGGCUCAAACGCAAGAGUCCUUAGAGCUCGAAAGCUACACAGAUACGAACGAGGGGUUCACACUCCUCAGACCCACACCUUGGACAAAGGUUGAAAAAGCAGGUGCGACUGCAUUGUUUGAAGAUCCAAGUAAAGGAGGAAACAAUAUUGGGGUUGUUGUAACACCAGUUCGUCUCACCACUCUUCGUGACUUUGGAGAUCCUCAAUUCGUUGCUAAUAAGCUUAUUCAAGCUGAGAAACGAAAGGAAAGCACAAAAGAUGUAGAAAUAAUAUCAUCAUCAGAGAGAGGGGGACAAAAGGGUGAUGAUGUACAAGUGUAUGAAUUUGAAUACAAGCUAGAUAGCACAAGGGGAGGGGUAAAAAGGGUAUUUUCAGCAGCAUUUGUGGCCUCCAAGAAGCUCUACCUUUUAAAUAUUGCUUACUCAGAUAACCCUGAAAAACCCCCUUGAUGACCACACACGAAUGAUUUUGGAACAAGUUCUUCAUUCCUUUCAUGUCAUUUCAUCACCUUUGGUCAACAGUCAAGUUUGACUUUGACUGAGUCCAAGUUUUUGUUGUGUCAAGUGUUUUAGAAUAAUAUAUAUAUGAUGUGGGCAUUGAUUUGUUUGAAUAUUUUGAUUUGAAUAUAGAGGAAUUGAAGUCUCAAAUGUUUGGUUGUUAGAAAACAAAAUGGAAUUCCAUUUCUUUGUUUGGAAAGUUGGAAACAGUAAGUGUAAUAAUAUUAGGAGUAUUUUUUUUAUUUAUAGAAUGUUUUAGAAAGGAAACAAAUGGAAUUUGAAGGAAAGAAAAUGGAAUUUUAUUUGUAAUUGU